AUGUUUUCUUCACUAACGAGAAUAUUCUCUCCACUAAGCCAGCCUUUUGCUUUUGCUAGGGUGGCACAAUCAUCGGCAAAGAGAUUUGGUCAUGAAUUAGCACCAAGAUACAAACAAGUAAGGAAGAAACAAAAGGGUAGAGUCACUGUCCGUACUGGUGGUUCAAUCAAAGGUACUACAUUGGAAUUUGGGACCUACGGUAUGCGUUUGAAAAGUGAAGGCCUAAGGCUAACUGCUGCUCAGCUUCAGGCUGCUGAUAAUGUGUUGAUCAGAUUUGUGAGAAAAGCACAGGGAACAUAUUGGAAGAGGUUAUGCACCAACAUUGCAGUUUGUAUAAAGGGUAAUGCAACCCGUAUGGGUAAGGGUAAAGGUCCGUUUGAUCACUGGGCAGCCAGAGUUCCAACUGGUAAAGUUGUAUUCGAAGUUGACGGCAUGCACCGUCAUGCAGCGAAGGACGCAUUAAGAAGAACUUGUGAGAAACUUCCAGGAAUCUGGGAGUUCAUUGAUAAAGAUACGCCAGCUAAAAGUGGAUUCAGUCGUGUUGAAGAACCUGAAAGUGUUAAUUAUCUAGAAAAGGCAAAGGAAAAUCCCUCCAGAAAAUUUGCAAAUUUCUUGAAAUCUAGGUCAGAAGAAUUUUCUAAAUUUAAUGGUCGUAAGUAA
This is a messenger RNA of Pichia kudriavzevii, 660 nucleotides long. RefSeq lists its product as uncharacterized. Gene Ontology annotation, molecular function: structural constituent of ribosome; rRNA binding. NCBI's taxonomy places the organism in Eukaryota, Fungi, Ascomycota, Pichiomycetes, Pichiales, Pichiaceae. The transcript has a single exon. Gene Ontology annotation, cellular component: ribosome; mitochondrial large ribosomal subunit. The record is from RefSeq and is a predicted model, not a curated record. Bases 1 to 660 code for a protein of 219 amino acids. Gene Ontology annotation, biological process: mitochondrial translation.